CAGUCAAAUCCCUCGUUGACUGGGCCUCUCUCUCUCUCUCUCUCUAUAUUCAAUUCCCACCCAUUUCUUCUAUAAAACCAACCCCUGCCUUCUCACUUCUCCAUUGCGUCCCUACGGGCCAACCUCGUUUUUAUGCCUCUCCGGCUAGCCAAACAACAACACAGUUUCUUGAGCUCUGGAUUUUCGAUUUUCCUUAAAUUUGAAAAAAAAUGGCUCCGAGGGAUAAGACGGCCGCCGCAGCCACAAAAGCUAACGGAAACGUUAAGGAGGUGCAUUUUAGAGGGGUGAGAAAGAGGCCUUGGGGCAGAUAUGCCGCCGAGAUCAGAGACCCUGGCAAGAAAAGCCGCGUCUGGCUCGGUACCUUCGAUACCGCUGAGGAAGCCGCUCGAGCCUACGACGCCGCCGCCCGAGAGUUUCGUGGCGCUAAGGCAAAGACGAACUAUCCACUUCCUUCCGAGAAUGCCAACAACAAGAACAACAAAAUCGAUGCUAGUAUCGUCAACAGUAAGAAUAAUAAUCAGAGCCCCAGCCAGAGUAGUACGGUGGAGUCCUCAAGCCGUGAGUCGGCUGUCAUGGUUGAUUCUUCGCCGUUGGAUCUCAAUCUUGGCCGCGGACUUGGUGGUGGAUUUGCGUCCGGCGUGAGAUUCCCAUUCCCUCACGUGCCGGCUGUCGGAGCCGUUUUCAGUAUGCCGUCGGCUAACCACCUUCUGUAUUUUGAUGCGGUUGUUCGCGCAGGGAUGAUGAAGAGUCAUCAGUAUAAGGAGCUGAGAUUUGAUCACCACGCGUCCUGUGACUUGCACGCCGCUGCCUUCGCCGGUGGGGUCCAAAGUGAUUCGGACUCGUCCUCCGUCAUUGAUCUGAACCAUGACGAUUUGCCUCGCCGAGUUCUCGAUCUGGACCUUAAUUUCCCGCCACCAGAAAUGGCUUAAAACUAUUUAUUUAUUUUUUUUCAGACGAUAAAACCAUCGCUGCAGGUUAUUAGAUUCCAUAGUUUUAGUUUUUCAUUUCGCUUAUAAACUAGAACCAAAAUCCAAAAAAAUGAAAUAAAAUUGAUAGCUGAAAAUGUGAGGAACA
Molecule: messenger RNA, 1074 nt
Organism: Ziziphus jujuba (common jujube)
Lineage: Eukaryota; Viridiplantae; Streptophyta; Magnoliopsida; Rosales; Rhamnaceae
Product: ethylene-responsive transcription factor 4
Exons: 1
Coding region: 210-929 (239 amino acids)
Biological process (GO): regulation of DNA-templated transcription
Molecular function (GO): DNA-binding transcription factor activity; DNA binding
Source: RefSeq, a predicted model, not a curated record